This is a messenger RNA of Postia placenta MAD-698-R-SB12, 1512 nucleotides long. RefSeq lists its product as hypothetical. The coding region runs from base 1 to 1512 and encodes 503 amino acids. The record is from RefSeq and is a predicted model, not a curated record. The transcript is spliced from 4 exons. NCBI's taxonomy places the organism in Eukaryota, Fungi, Basidiomycota, Agaricomycetes, Polyporales, Adustoporiaceae.
AUGCGCGGGUUUCUCGUGGCUCUUGUCGAGCUGAUCGUGCUCAACGUUGGUCUUUCCGCGGGAAUCCUCACCCAGCGCGUCUUCUCAAUGUUUGUGCUCGAGGCCCUCACGCUCACAUUCCUGACAACGCCGACCGUCGUCACGCUAUACCCGCCCGAAAUGCGCGUGCGCGCCGCCGUCGGGGGCCCUCACGCGCGUGGACACGCGUCCGGGGCCGCGGUGGUUGACGCCGCGGAGAAGGGCACGCAGAGCAGCACCGAGAAGAGCGAGGGCGUGAGCAUCCGGAAGAAUCCGCUCGGCGACGACGGCGACGAGCGCAAGACGCGCUUCACGAUCGUCCUGGACAAGGUCGAGCACCUGCCGGGCAUGAUGGCGCUUACGCAGCUUAUCCAGCCGCCGCCCACGGAGAGCCCGCAGGUGGGGAAGCGCAAGAGCCUCUCGCCCUCGCUCUCGACACAGUCUGCGCUCGACAAGGAGAAGGAGAAGGAGCGCGGCCCGCCGGCGCUGGCAAGGCACGAGCCCAGCGCGCAGGACGUGAGCAUUGACGCGCUGCGGCUCAUCGAACUGUCAGACCGGACAUCUGCAGUCAUGCGUUCGUCUAACGCGGACACGCUCAUCAACACGGACCCGCUGCUCAACAUCUUCAGCACGUUCGGCGACCUGAACGGCAUCAACGUUUCGUCGUCGCUUGCGAUCGUCAUGUACGACGACCUCGCGUCGAGCGUGGUGGAGCAUGCCCAGCGGCACCGCUCGCAGCUCGUGCUCGUGCCGUGGCUUCCCCCACACCAUACGAGCGAGUCCGCUCCGUUCGACGGUGCCGAGACAGCGCCGGUGACGCCGCGCACCCCCACGGCGUACAUGCAGAACCCGUUCGAGGCGCUCUUUCGUGCAACGAAUACAAGCGGGACCCAGUCCGCAUCGGCGCUGCACUCGCAUCUCGUCCGCGGUGUUUUUGCCCAGGCGCGCACGGACGUCGCGCUCUACAUCGACCGGCACCAUCCGGGCGAGGGCAGGCUGCCCAUGCUCGGCAGCAUGCAGCACAUCUUCCUCCCCUUCUUCGGCGGGCCGGACGACCGCCUCGCGCUGCAGUUUUUGGUGCAGCUGUGCACACACCCACGCGUGACGGCGACGGCGGUACGGUUCAUCAAGCGCGAGUUUGACGAGCUGCGGCAGAUGGGGUCGCUCGAGAAGCCGCAGGUGGCGCAUCUGGGUGACGAGCGGCCGAAUGAGCUGACCGUUGCGACGGUCUCACAGACGACCGCGUUCCCCGACACCGUGUACGGCGCGCCGACGACACAAACGCGUUUGCAGUCGGAGACGGCAGACAACGUCGCAUGGUCGCGGUAUAGCUCGUAUCAGGGGCCCGACGACGGCCCGUUCGCGCAUGCACUCUCACCGUCAUGGAGUACGCCUCGAACGUUACCGAGCGCGCGAUGGAGAGACGGUGUCGGCCCAUGGCUGUCGUCGGUCGAUCGCGGCGGAUGGCUGCUGAGAAUCACUUUGCGGAGCUGA